AUGCAGGGUCAUUGCGAUGUUUGGCGUAGGGCGGUAUCAUCAGGAGGUGAUUUGGAGGGGACGGCACCAAUAUGGGCCUUCCGUUCCAUCCAACGAGGGGAUUUGGAGGUCUUCCCCUCCACAGCCCAGGUUGACGCCACGCCCAGCAAGUCUCAGGCUCCUCAGUGGACGCACCUGGAGAACUCCAAUAAUCUCCAAUUGCGACGCAGCAGUGGCGCUCAUGCAGUGACUAGUACCAACUCGUCCGAGGGCCCUAACAGUCCGCCACGGGAGUCCGUGGAGAGGCUAUACGAGGCUGGAUUCGGGUCGUGCGGCUUUCCAGACAUCGCCGACGACAGCGAGUGCGUGGCUGAUCUCGCGGCCUUCCCCGAGUUGCAAGUGCAUGGAAAUUCCCCCACCGUGCGCCGCUUGGCGUGCCUGGCGCACACGUAUCUGCGCCCGUGGAUGGGCAUCCCCGGGGUGCUCUCGUGCGCUGGCCACGUGCGCAUAGUCAACGGCGAGAUCUUCUUCCGUCUCGGCGGGUUCGACUUCUUCUGGUACCGCAUGCGCCGCUUCGUCUUCUCAAUCCUCAUGAUCAAGGAGGCAAUUGCAAAGUACAACCUGCACUCCCUCAACGCCGAGUUCUUCCUCAGCACCUGCGACAUGCACAUGAGCAAAUCCUCCUCCAUUGCCGAUCGUCGCGCCGGCCUCCCUAUUUUCAGCCCGCACGGCGCGCCCGGCAGCAUCGACAUACUCUACCCUGACCCGGUGGAUCUGAGCAAGAGUUAUUUCCAUACUGGGGAGGAUGCUGUGCCGUGGGAGCAGAAGCAGAGCCGGGCUGUCUUUCGCGGCGGGAUGACCAACUUCCACGUUAGCUACGACACGCAGUGGCGAGCCAGCCCUCGGUUCCGCGUGCAUCGUAUGUCUCAAUUGCGUCCCGAUAUCCUCGACGCGAAGGUUGUUGAGAACCGCCUGAAUGCAGCUGUGAAUGGGGAGCUUCUAGAGAGCUUGCGGCAGGAUGGGAUAGAGAUGGGCGAACGCCUCGAUCCGUCGCAGCAGCUGGGGUACAAGUACGAGCUCGAUGUGGAUGGCGGGACUGGCAGUGGCCGCGUGUGCAAGAUCCUGUCAAGCAAACAGAUGAUGGUCAAGCAGAUGAGCGAGUACUUUCAGUACUUUGACCCCCUACUGUGUCCCAAUCAGCACUUUGUCCCCACACACCGAUACUUCUCCAAUCUGUACCAGCAGAUCGAAUGGGCGCGGGACCACGACCAGGAAGCGCAGCGAAUCGUGAAGCAGGCCAAUCAGCUUGCCGGCGAGGUGUGCACGUGGGAAAGUCGUCGCCUCUACUGGGCGAUUCUGCUGGUCAAAUACUCAGCCAGCGCUAUGGAGCAUCCUAGCCAAGUCGUUCGCCCCAAUAUGUACCAGUGCGAUUCUCGUCUGAUUCAAGAUGACGUGGAGAACAACUCGGUUCGCUCGAAACAAAGGCCGGCUGUUUGGCCUCCGAGGUGCAAGACACCGGAUGAGGACACGAACCAGCCAGAGUGCACACAUUUCUGUGUGGGGAACAUGUUUGAAGCCAAGUGGAAGUGGCUCACAGCGGAUAUUCUGGAUGAUAUCCAGGUUUUUAAGCCCAAGAGUAUCUAG
Closterium sp. NIES-65 is the source of this 1623-nucleotide messenger RNA. The record is from the annotation of a GenBank genome assembly. NCBI's taxonomy places the organism in Eukaryota, Viridiplantae, Streptophyta, Zygnematophyceae, Desmidiales, Closteriaceae.